Molecule: messenger RNA, 5663 nt
Organism: Syngnathoides biaculeatus (alligator pipefish)
Lineage: Eukaryota; Metazoa; Chordata; Actinopteri; Syngnathiformes; Syngnathidae
Gene: snx33
Product: sorting nexin 33
Exons: 2
Coding region: 980-2668 (562 amino acids)
Biological process (GO): plasma membrane tubulation; protein transport; endosomal transport
Cellular component (GO): cytoplasmic vesicle; plasma membrane
Molecular function (GO): phosphatidylinositol binding; protein binding
Source: RefSeq, a predicted model, not a curated record
UUUUGUCAUGUUUAAUUGCUUGACUUCCCGCUUUUUAAUUGCUCAAUAUGACAUUGCUUUUUAAUGUCUUCAUCUCAAUUUAACCUUCUAAAACGGUGUUGUUGUUGCAGUUACGUAAUAUGUCCGUCUGGAGGGCGCCAUUGAGCCACAAUCUCCCCCUUUGUCGCUCUCGAGUCAAGGGAAAGGCGACUUGCAAGGGGAACACAGCCCGAGCUCGUCUCCAAUUGUCUCAGUCUCACGUCAUGGAAAGAGUUACUUUGUGUCGGGGCUGUGAGCAAAUAAAGCCUCAGGAACAAUACCGGCUCGCUUGCGCGAGAUGAUCCGGAGCGGUACGAAGUUGUGAUUUUCUUUGAUCUUUCGAAACAGAAACGAUCGAGCGAAGAUGCGCAGGAACCUGUUUACGAGCCCCACGGAGCAAGUUCGUGUCUGAGGGAAGGAAGGACGGAAAUGUGGCGCUGCCGCCUCACCAUGUCCACGGAUUCCAUCGCGAUCAACAAAAGUGCACUUUUCGCUUGGAUUUAUUUGCAUCCGGGACCGGUCGGGGGGGGGAGAGAAAAGAAAUCUUGCUUCUUUUUUUUUUUUUUCUUUUCAAACGGAGGAUUUUUAAAAACCCUCGUUGCGGGAGCCGAAACCGGUUUGGAAACUGACUUGUUACAGGGAAGUAGCAAUCUGCGUUCACGAGGGGAUUUCAGUGCAUGCAAAUGACUCCGUUUCUAGACGAAAGAGUGUUUACAUCAGUGAGUAGCAGUGAAGUAUAAAUCAAGCAUAUGCAAUAUUAAAUGAAGCAUAACAAAACAGUUUUCGACUGACGGUGCCGUUGCACACCUGAUCCACGUCAUGUGAGAUGACUUGAAAUAUUCAUGAACGUGUCCCAGAUUCUAUUUACAAUACAGCCGCUCGGCACCAUGUGCCUGUAGAUUUAUUAUUUGGUAUUAUUAUUAUUAUUUUUGUUGUUGCUUCGUAACUGGAGAAAGUCAAGAUGUCGGUAAAAGCCAAAGCCCUCUACACAUUCCAAAGCGAAAACAAAGAAGAGAUAAGCAUCCAGGAGAACGAGGAACUGGUCAUCUUUGACGAGAACUCGGUGGACGGAUGGUUCCAGGGGGAGAACAGCCGAGGCGAGCGGGGCCUCUUCCCGGCGUCCUACGUGGAGGUCAUCCGCACACGUUCCAACUCCAACGUGACCGACUGCUCCAUCAGCCCGGCGGGUUCGUUGGGGAACGACUCCUAUUUCCUGCCCUCUACCACGAACACCACGCUCAACACGCAACCGACCUAUUACGACAUCGACGACGAUGACGAUUGGGACGACUGGGACGACAGGUCCACUGUGGUGGAGGACUCCGAUCACAGCCGAAGCCCCGGGGCCAACGGUCACUCCCAUCAAAGUCCGCCAUCCAACAACCCCAACGUCCACUACCGGGCCAAGCCGCCAAUGGAGAGGCAGGACAGCAUCUCCAGUGCCAGGAAAGGCAGCAUGGUGGGCCGCAACUUGAACCGCUUCUCCAGCUUCGUCCGCUCGGGCGUGGAGGCGUUUGUGCUGGGGGACGUCCCCAUGAUGGCGAAGAUAGCCGAGUCUUACACCAUUGAGAUGAGGCCCCAGGGGCCCGGGUGGAAGGAGAGCCCGCAGCCUUUCUCCUGCUCCAUCGAGGACCCCACCAAGCAGACCAAGUUUAAAGGCAUCAAGACUUACAUUUCAUACCGGGUGACUCCGAGCCACACCGGUCGGCCUGUAUACAGGCGCUACAAGCACUUUGACUGGCUCUACAACCGCCUGUUGCACAAGUUCACUGUGAUCUCUGUGCCUCACCUGCCAGAAAAGCAGGCCACGGGGCGCUUUGAGGAGGACUUCAUCGAGAAGCGCAAGCGGCGACUGAUCCUCUGGAUGAACCACAUGACCAGCCACCCGGUGCUCUCCCAGUACGAAGGCUUCGAGCACUUCCUGAUGUGCGCCGACGACAAGCAAUGGAAGCUCGGCAAGAGGCGAGCUGAGAAGGACGAGAUGGUGGGGGCCCACUUCAUGCUGACUCUUCAGAUCCCCAAUGAGCACCAGGACCUCCAGGACGUGGAGGAGCGGGUGGACACCUUCAAGAACUUUGCUAAGAAGAUGGACGACAGCGUCAUGCAGCUCACGCACGUUGCCUCGGAGCUGGUACGGAAGCACUUGGGCGGGUUCAGGAAGGAGUUCCAGCGUCUGGGCAACUCUUUCCAGUCCAUCAGCCAGUCGUUCAUGCUGGACCCGCCGCACAGCUCCGAGGCCCUCAACAACGCCAUAUCCCACACUGGCCGCACCUACGAGAACAUUGGCGAGUUGUUCGCCGAGCAGCCCAAGUACGACCUCUUCCACAUGCUGGACACGCUGUCCCUCUACCAAGGCCUGCUCGCCAACUUCCCAGACAUUAUUCAUCUACAGAAAGGUGCCUUUGCCAAGGUGAAGGAGAGCCAGCGGAUGACGGACGAGGGCAAGAUGGACCAGGACGAGGCCGACGGCAUCCGCAAGCGCUGCCGGACGGUCGGCUUCGCGCUGCAGGCCGAGAUGAGCCACUUCCACCGGCAGCGGGAGGUGGACUUUAAAGACAUGAUGCAGGCGUACCUCAGGGAGCAGAUCGCCUUCUACCAGCGCGUGGUGCAGCAACUGGAGCGCACGCUGCGCAUGUACGAUUGUCUUUAAGGGCGCCGGUUGCCAAAUCCGAAGGACGCCCCGGACUCCGUGUUUUCCCGAGACCUUACCGUGCACCUAUCACGUAACAGAAGACGCCGUUGCAACAUAUUGUGUAUUUUACAUAACUUAAGGUGUUAGGACAUUACGUGUAGGUUUCAAAGUCUUUUGCUGUUCCUGUACUGGAUCAUUCGCACGAAACCCAUCAGACGGGUUCAGUCCCCUUCUCUCCGUUGUCAUUUUAAACAAGAAAAACAAGAAUGUCUGCUUUCAAAUGAACGAUCAACAUCGCUUCUGUUUCCUGUUCCACAUUUCCGCCACGUGUGCGUACCGGCGACUCAUUCAAAUGUCGCUGUCGUGCCUUAAAGCCACGUUUCCACCAAGCGGUCCAGUUUAGUUCACUCGGGUUAAUUGAGUUCAAAACCCAACUGCGGGGUUGGCAAGUGCUAUCAUACGGAUAAAUAUUGAUGCGUUUGUCUACUAUUGCUGACGGAAACCCAAAUCUUUAGGCGCCCCAUCACAAGGGGACCAAAAUCUGAUCGACAUCAGUUAUUUUGUGACCCUCAACAAUAUUUUAUGGAUGGCGAUGGAAAUGCAAAUUCUGAGUACCCAAGAACUUUGAUUUGUACCCCAACACACUGGUACCAAAAAGUGAUCCAUUGUGUUAUUUUGCCCCCCCCCCCUUCUCAACUUCUGAUGAUGGAGAUGGGAACCUAAGGACGCAAGCGUUUAAAGGGAAAUUCUGGUGAUUUGGAUUAACAAGGUAUCCAACAGGUCAUGUACUGUAUCUUGACAAUGUAAUGUUAAUCCUCUCUCAUUUAAUGUGGUUUUGAGAAGAUUUUUUUUUUAUCAACAAUUACGAAUUUUCAGGGGCGCUGCCAUUUAGGCGGGUCACACGACCUAUGUGCGCGGAUGUGACGUAUGAGGUGCCGCGCCAAAGGCUCGGAUUACAUGGGACACCGUUACGACCAGCGCUGAUUUCUGGGAUUUAUCCUCAUCUGAUGAAGAAACGGCAGUCUCGGUUGAUCGGGAAGACGGAGGAAUACUUCCAAAAGCCUGGGGAGCUGUGAGCUAGCUCCCCAGUGAGCGAGCGCCAGGGCUCGGGGAGCGAGCUCACGGCUCGGCCGCUCGGUUGAUCGCUCACGGCUGUGUAUGGAAGCAUUCCUCCGUCUUCCCGAGCAGCCGAGGCGGUCACGGCUGCGUAUGGAAGUAUUCCUCCGUCUUCCCGAGCGGCCGAGGCGGUCACGGCUGUGUAUGGAAGUAUUCCUCCGUCUUCCCGAUCAACCGGGCAGCCGAGCCGCUCACAACUGCGUAUGGCAGUAUUCCUCCGUCUUCCCGAGCGGCCGAGCCGGUCACGGCUGUGUAUGGAAGUAUUCCUCCGUCUUCCCGAUCAACCGGGCAGCCGAGCCGCUCACGGCUGCGUAUGGCAGCAUUCCUCCGUCUUCCCGAGCGGCCGAGCCGGUCACGGCUGUGUAUGGAAGUAUUCCUCCGUCUUCCCGAUCAAUCGAUGCUGCUAUUUUUUCAUCAGAUGAGGAUAAAUCCGAUAAAAUCAGCGCUGGCCAUAAUUGUGUCCCAUUGUAAUUGAGCCACAUAACACGUCACGUCCGCCCACCUCGGUCAUGUGACUCGUGAAAAUAGUAGUGCCCCUGAAAAUUCCCAAUUGUCGAUAAAAUUCUUUUCAAAACACCAAUAAAUGAGAGAGGAUUAACAUUAAAUUUUCAAGAUACAGUACAUAUUACAUGACUUAUUGGAUACAUUGUUGAUCCAAACCACCGGAAUUUCCCUUACCAAAUCACUGUAAUUGGAACAUCAAGACAAGGAUUACUUUCGUAGCUUUUGAUUACCAAAAAAAAAAAAAAAAGAUGAUGAAAACGUAAAUCUUGAGGCACGUGACCACUGUGCUCGGUAGACCAAUGCGCAAGUUCUCAGUUUUUAAUCAUGUUAAAUGUGCUGCCAAAAAGGUAAAUUCAUACUUGUUGAUGGCAGAAACACAAACCACGGUGACUGGUUCUCCGUGUAAGUAGAAAUGAAGUAAUCCUUCAAUUGUCAAUUACUUCAGUUCGGGAUACGACCUCUGCUGUCACGAACCCGAUGGUACCAAAAUUUCGGCGCACUCACCAAUAUUUAAACACAAAAAUAUCAUCCCGGUACCAAACUGAGCCCAAAAUGCACUGCUUUGUGGAAACAGGACUAGAGGAACUUGUAUUGCAAGGCCAAGGUUAGGAACAACACAGUGCCUUUAAGACUUUAAGUUAGCAUUUUUUCCAACGAUAGCGUAAUAUCGAAAGAAAGAAAAAAAAACACGUUUGUUUUUUUAAAGGAUGUGACCAAAAACGGCACUUUUUUUUUUAUUUGAUACUGGAAGAACAACGUUAUUUACUUGUCAGUCCUGAGAGUUAUUAUUUUUUCCCCCCUUCCUACACACACAACUGUCCUUAUUUGAAUACUUUUGACGGCUCAGUGACGUGAGAGAUUUUUGUUCGUGUUGGGCCGAGAUUCUGCUGUGCUUGUUUCGAAAUCAUGACAUUCCGAAAAGUGUCGAUUCGGCUUCCUAAAGUGAGCAGAAGUGCUUUUGAGGUCUAAAUGUUACCGUCGACACAAUUUUUUUUUUUUUUUUUUUGGGGGGGUCUAUCUGGCAACCUCUCCCACAAGUCAGAUUUUUUUUCCUACAUUGUUUCUAUUUUUUUUUCUUUCUACUGCAGAGCUCAUUUUUCUCUCUGCUUUUGUAAUUGAAUCUGUCCUUGUGUGUAAGGAAAAUGCGCAGGCAGUCUCCGAAAAAAGGCAAAAAGCGGACGAGGUUUAGUAUGUGAAAGUCCCCCCCCCCAACCCCUGAAAUAAAAACGCGGUUUCGCGGCUGCGGUGAAACAUCCCAAAAAUGAUUGCCGAUGUGUUGACCUUGAGAGUUUACAGAAUGUCAAAAAAAUGCUGAGUCCUUCCUCGCUUGAUUCAAGGGAAGGGGACGUACAAGGGUUAAAUAAUAAUAAUAAAAUGCAAUUUAAAAAAAAAG